AGCAAUUCCUUUAUUCCAAAUUUCAACAAGCACUCCAAGAAAGGCAGAAUUAGGAAUGGAUUCUCUUUCUUUACGUUCAUUCCACUGCUCUACCACGCAAAUUCAGCUUCCAAGCCAUCUCAGGUUCCUCCCUUAUACCACUUCAUUCAAUCGCCGGAAUAGUUUUCCUGAGAACAAUAUGCGUCAGCGCAAACAAUCCUUUCCAAUUUUGUGUGGCGUUUCCUCUACUCAAUUCAGACAGGAGGAGAAGAACAUGACCAAAAUGAAAUCCAAAUCGGGGCGUGGCAAGGUGGAGCUCAGUUUUAGGCUGGAUCAUCAAGUUGAGUUUGGUGAGCAUGUAGUGAUUUUGGGAUCCACCAAAGAAUUGGGAUCUUGGAAGAACAAGGUUCCCAUGAAUUGGACUGAGAGUGGAUGGGUCUGUCAAUCGGAAUUGAAAGGGGGUGAGUCCAUAGAGUAUAAAUUUGUCGUUGUGAGGAAGGACAAGAGUUUGUUUUGGGAAGCUGGGGAUAACAGGGUUCUCAAACUGCCCAAAGGAGGGAGUUUUGAGGUGGUUUGCCACUGGAAUUCAACAGGGGAGAUUGUGGCUCUAUUGCCUUCCUGUUUGGAAUCCAAUGAAAUGGAAGUUGAAGAUAUGAGUAAUGGUGGGACUGGGGUUACCGGUGCUGCUGAUGUCUUGAAGGUGGAGACAAGUCCUUUUGUUGGACAGUGGCAAGGAAAGCCCAUUUCCUUUAUGAGGUCUAAUGAGCAUCGGAACCAGGAAACAGAGAGGAAAUGGGACACCACAGGUCUUCAAGGCCUGGCUUUGAAGAUAGUUGAAGGUGAUAGAAAUGCAAGAAAUUGGUGGAGAAAGUUUAAAGGUGCCUAAGCAUAAUUUCAGAAAUGAUAGGACGUUUUUUUAGGGAAUGAUAGCUAUGGAAUCUUUGUCAAUGUGCCUGUGUAUAUUUUUCUGUUGGAUGGUUGCUAUGCAAUACAUGUCUUGGCUCCCAUGAAUUUUAUUCAACAUUUCUUAGCUUGUUUGGUGCAUUUUCAAUUGAUGUUAUGGAUAUUUAGGAUCCUUUUGUUCUUUUCACAGUAAAAAUUAAA
Rubroshorea leprosula is the source of this 1083-nucleotide messenger RNA. The record is from the annotation of a GenBank genome assembly. NCBI's taxonomy places the organism in Eukaryota, Viridiplantae, Streptophyta, Magnoliopsida, Malvales, Dipterocarpaceae.